GUGCAGCAGGGAGGAUUAUUCCAGCAGCGCCUCUUUCCGCUCCGUCCACUUUAAGGCAACAUUUUGGUUUAAAGGAUUAUCCCGGUCUCACAACGUGCAUGCGCAAACCCAAAGUGCGCGCAGGGAGAAGAGGCGAGGGGCGCUUCGCUGAUAAUCCAACGACCAAAAAUGCGCCCGUUCCGUAAAUAAUCGCCUACAAAGAGCGGCGGGGGAUGAAGCGACGGAGCUUCAAAUUGUGAUGCUACCUGACUCUAGAAGUGGACUGAAUCAGAAAUGAUGCUCCAAUAUGAUGGAAAGGUGUAAAUCCAACUCUGCUGUCUCCUCAUAAGACUGGACACACACCAGUACUCCCACAUGGACACCCAGGGCUUACGUGAGAUUUCAGUUUCUGCAUCGAGGGCAGGAUGACUAACUGUGAGCUGAUUGAGCUGAAGGACCUCAGUGUGACUGAUACCAUCGAGCUGGCUGCUCCAUCCGGACACAUCGCCCCGGCGCCUGCAUAUCCGGGCCAGCCAAGCCUCCACCGCGUCGUCCGUCUGGUUGGAGACAGCGUCAGCAUCGAGGGACCGGUCCGUCAUGCGAGAGGGGGUGCCGUGGGCCAUGACUUCCAGCCCUACGGCUACACACAUCUUACCUGGUGUGACCUGUGUGGAGAAUUCAUCUGGGGACUCUAUAAGCAGUCCCUGCGCUGUGCCAACUGCAGCUACACUUGUCACUACCGCUGCCGACCGUUCAUCCAGCUGGACUGCAGCACGCAUGGAAGUGUGGUAACAGAGGACGCAGACUGCAGUGAGGACUCCAUUGAGACCGACACAAAUGUGGAUGAGAAGACUGAACUGGGUAGACAAGAGCUAAGUGUUGUCGAGGUUCAGCAGAAGGUGAAGGAGUACAACGCUCUGAUUAACAACAAUCUCUACAUGGUGGACAAUAAAGAUGGGACAUACACAGGUUUCAUAAAGGUCCACUUCCAGUUACUUCGUCCCAUCUCCCUACCACCUUCUCGGAGCCAGAGCUGGACAGAGGAGGAGGAGGAUCAAAAGGACCGACUGGCGAAGCGGCGGACGUCUUUCUACCUCCCCAAAGAUGCGGCAAAGCACCUUCAUGUGAGCUCAGAAACCCGGGUGCGAGAAGUCAUCGAGGCGUUGCUCAACAAGUUCACUGUGGUGGACAAUCCGGCAAAGUUUGCCUUGUUUGAAAGUGCUGAAAAGCAAAGUCAAGUGUUCAUGCGUAAGCUGUCUGAUGACGAGCGCCCUCUGUUUUUGCGCUUGUGUGCUGGCCCCAGUGAGUCAGCCUUGAAACUGGUUUUAAAGGAGAACGAAACCGGGGAUGUCAAUUGGGAUGCCUUCAGCUUUCCUGAGCUGAACAACUUUCUGCGAAUCUUGCAACGCGAGGAAGAAGAGCAUGUGCGGCAGAUCGUGAAGCGCUACGCUCAUGCAAGAGACAUGAUAAGGCACGCGAUGGCCCGCGUAACCACCCCUGGUUGACAAAGAGAGACUCUAAGGAUCCUUCAAGUUUGGGAGAACUUUCUCAUGGAAAUGGGAAUCUUUACGGGUGAUGUGAAAGGGAAGGAAAAGGGAAAAGAAAUGAGUUUCAGAGAAUAGUUUGUUAAUGAAACAGGAACACAAGUGUUUACAUUUUAUCUGAGCUACUGAAAGUAUCACAUCAUGCUGUCUUUUGUCACACAUUGGCACUUUAAUAAAGUUGUGAUUUGGAGUUGGGUGUGGGUUUAUAUGCAAAUCAUCUAAUAAACUGAUCUUAGUAA
This is a messenger RNA of Fundulus heteroclitus (mummichog), 1762 nucleotides long. RefSeq names its product Ras association domain family member 1 (gene rassf1). The record is from RefSeq and is a predicted model, not a curated record. Gene Ontology annotation, cellular component: nucleus; microtubule cytoskeleton. Bases 405 to 1484 code for a protein of 359 amino acids. Gene Ontology annotation, biological process: Ras protein signal transduction. NCBI's taxonomy places the organism in Eukaryota, Metazoa, Chordata, Actinopteri, Cyprinodontiformes, Fundulidae. The transcript has 7 exons.